Molecule: messenger RNA, 1566 nt
Organism: Indicator indicator
Lineage: Eukaryota; Metazoa; Chordata; Aves; Piciformes; Indicatoridae
Gene: ALG8
Product: ALG8 alpha-1,3-glucosyltransferase
Exons: 13
Coding region: 1-1566 (521 amino acids)
Biological process (GO): protein N-linked glycosylation
Cellular component (GO): endoplasmic reticulum membrane
Molecular function (GO): dolichyl pyrophosphate Glc1Man9GlcNAc2 alpha-1,3-glucosyltransferase activity
Source: RefSeq, a predicted model, not a curated record
AUGGCGGCGGGCGGCCGUAGGUGGUUCCGUACUCUGGCGCUCGGCGUUUCCUUCCUUAAGUGCCUCCUCAUCCCCGCCUAUUAUUCCACAGAUUUUGAAGUACAUAGGAACUGGCUCGCCAUCACUUACAACUUACCCAUCUCUCAGUGGUACUAUGAAGCAACUUCAGAAUGGACCCUGGAUUAUCCACCUUUUUUUGCUUGGUUUGAAUAUGCACUUUCCCAUGUUGCCCAGUACUUUGACCCCAAGAUGUUGGUUAUUGAAAAUCUAAACUACACCAGCCAGGCAACCAUCCUCUUCCAAAGGUUCUCUGUCAUCUUUACAGAUCUCGUGUUCAUAUAUGCAGUUCGUGAGUGCUGCAAGUGCAUGAAUGGGAAGCGAGCUGUAAAGAAUACCCUGGAAAAGCCAGCAUUUAUUCUUGCUGUUCUGCUGUUGUGGAAUUUUGGGUUGUUAAUUGUGGAUCAUAUUCACUUCCAGUACAAUGGCUUUCUCUCUGGGCUGAUGCUCCUUUCUGUUGCCCGAAUAUGUCAGAAAAGAUACUUGGAGGGUGCCUUUUUUUUUGCCCUCCUUCUGCAUUUAAAGCACAUCUACAUGUACGUGGCCCCAGCAUAUGGCAUUUACUUGCUGCGAUCCUAUUGCUUUACUGCAAACAACGCAGAUGGAUCCCUGAAGUGGAGAAGUUUCAGCUUUCUUCAUGUGUCUCUUCUGGGAUUGAUUGUCAGUCUCAUUUCUGCUCUUUCAUUGGGCCCCUUCAUAGUACUGGGCCAGCUGCCUCAAGUCCUUCACCGGCUUUUUCCUUUCAAGAGAGGUCUCUGCCAUGCUUACUGGGCCCCCAACUUCUGGGCUUUGUACAACGCUGUGGAUAAAGCACUAACCAUUGUUGGUUUAAAGUGUAAUGUGCUUGAUCCCACACAAAUUCCUAAAGCCUCAAUGACAGGAGGGCUGGUUCAAGAAUUUGAACAUACUGUCCUCCCUUCUGUGACUCCACUGGCAACAUUAAUCUGUACUUUCUUAUCUAUAUUGCCCUCUGUUUUCUGUCUUUGGUUUAAACCUCAAGGGCCCAGAGGCUUUCUGCAGUGCCUUGUUCUUUGUGCAUUGAGCUCCUUCAUGUUUGGCUGGCACGUGCAUGAAAAAGCAAUACUGCUUGCUAUUCUGCCCCUAAGCUUGUUGUCUGUCCAGAGAGCAAAGGAUGCUGGCAUCUACUUGAUUCUGACAACCACAGGGCACUUCUCACUUUUUCCAUUGUUGUUCACAGCAGCAGAACUUCCAAUUAAAAUACUGCUUAUGCUGCUGUUUACUGUUUAUAGCUUCUCUUCGUUGAAAUCUCUGUUCAGGAGAGAGAGGCCUCUCCUUAACUGGCUUGAAACAAUCUACCUCAUCCAACUAGUGCCUUUGGAAAUCUUCUGUGAAAUUAUAUUCCCUCUGACCCCCUGGAAACAGCAUUUUCCUUUUGUCCCUCUGUUGCUGACCUCUGUGUACUGUGCUCUGGGUGUCACCUACGCUUGGCUGAAACUCUACAUCUCAGUCCUGACUGAGAGAGUUUCGCUGAAACACAAGGUUGAGUAA